This is a messenger RNA of Fomitiporia mediterranea MF3/22, 2155 nucleotides long. Its product is annotated as kinase-like protein. Gene Ontology annotation, molecular function: ethanolamine kinase activity; choline kinase activity. The transcript is spliced from 3 exons. NCBI's taxonomy places the organism in Eukaryota, Fungi, Basidiomycota, Agaricomycetes, Hymenochaetales, Hymenochaetaceae. Gene Ontology annotation, cellular component: cytoplasm. Bases 176 to 1669 code for a protein of 497 amino acids. Gene Ontology annotation, biological process: phosphatidylethanolamine biosynthetic process; phosphatidylcholine biosynthetic process. The record is from RefSeq and is a predicted model, not a curated record.
CGUAUAGUCACACUCUACUAAUUCUGGCUUACGUGACGAUUUACGUCCUUAAUCGCGUCGAAUUGUUGUCAGCAAGCAGCCUUCAACUUGCUUAUCGAUUGAUUAAUCUCGUCUCAAGCAUAUUGUCACCGAUCGGUCUAUUGCACGCCAUCCACUUCUUUUUUUUUUUGAAACUAUGGCACCGCCAACCAUUGGUCCCGAGCUUUCCUCUUCGCCGUCUCCGAUGGGUACGCCUACAGCGAAUCUUAGUUCUGCUUCUCUCAGGAGAAAAUCGAUCUCAUCACUGCGAGGGAAAAGUACGGAUUCUGUGAAGAGUAACUAUUCAACGGUAUCCAGGACUUCAAGCAGCGCGUCCAUACCUUUCUCCUCAGAUGAUGAGGUCGAACCUGUUCAGGAAGAUGGUGUUGUACAUACAAUGGGGAGAUUACACGCGAAACGUUACAAAACGCUAGAGUUUGCUAGUGAUCUACUUAAAAUUUUGGUGUCGUUAAGAAUUCCGACAUGGGCUUCUGCAGGAUCACUGUCACCAGAAGGUGUCAAGGUCUUCAAGGUCUCUGGAUCCCUUACGAAUGCUGUAUUCUUCAUCUCAUACCCGAACAGCCCGUCACUGAAGACUCUCCUCCUCCGCAUCUACGGACCUUCAUCUUCCGAGCUCAUCUCUAGGCCACGCGAGCUACACACGUUGCAUGUCCUCUCAUCGAGAUACCGGAUAGGACCUCGGGUCUAUGGUACCUUCGAGAACGGUCGGGUGGAGGAAUAUUUUGAUUCCACUGCUCUUACUGCUUCAGAGAUCCGUGACCCAGUCAUAAGUGGUUGGAUUGGAUCUCGAAUGGCAGAGCUCCAUUGUGUAGAUAUUGAGGCUAUCGAAGAAACAACGCCAGAGACGCGAGGCGAGAAUGUCGGUUGGGAUACUGCUGCGCGGAAGAACUUUCGCGAAUGGACCCUGCCCGCCCGAGAAGUUCUUCGGUUGAAGUCUGUCAGCGAAGAUUACAAGAUUACUCUAGAUUUUGACAGAUUUGUAGACGAAUGGGGACGUUAUAUGUUAUGGUUGGAUAAAUGGGAGAGAGCACAUGGUGCUAGUAAACGUGUUUUCGCACAUAACGACACGCAGUACGGCAAUCUAUUGAGGCGGAAAGAAAUAAAGGAAGGGACCCCUGAGCACCGACAGAUCAUUGUGGUGGACUUCGAAUAUGCCGCUCCAAAUUCGGCUGCCUUCGAUAUAGCUAAUCAUUUUCACGAAUGGACGGCAGACUAUCACAACUCAACGCCACAUAUUCUCGAUCCUAAACGCUAUCCGAUCGAGCAGGAAAGAAAGAACUUCUACAAGGCGUACCUCACACACGCCUGUCCCCCUUUCACCACCACUUCCGUGGCGACCGAUGUCAACACUCCUUCUGCGAAACUCGUAACCGUUGGAUCGGGAGGUGAUAUCCCCUUGGACCUGACAACGGAAUCUCAAAAACUGGAAGCUCAGGUCAGGGUGUGGAGUCCUGCAUCUCAUGCCAUGUGGGCAGUAUGGGGACUCGUUCAGGCCCGCGAAGAUUUGGAAUUGGCUGCACAGGCACAGGCAAAGGGAGCCCAGCCGGACCGACCAGAGUUUGAUUAUCUAGGCUAUUCUCUUUGUCGUGUAGAAAGGUUUAGAGCGGAACUAAAGGCGCUCGGAUUGUGAGCAAUCACGGCGCCAGGAAAUAGGGAUGGAUUUGGGUUACUAUACAAUCAGGGAUCUUUCGUAUAUUCGUAUGUAUAUUUAAUCAUCCCUCAGUCGUUCCCAUAAUUUUCCUCAUGCGUCCGCUCUUCUGCCGAUUGUAACCUAGGUGUACGAAAUACCGAUCUGCUGGUGUGAAUUCAGUUCCAGAGCUUAGCUGCGGUAAUUCCGGCGGAUUGACGCAUCCAUUCCAAAUGAUAGAACCGUUUCAUGCCGUACACAGACGAUCUUGAUUGUGCAUCUGAGGAGACCUCGAGUCGCUCUCACAAUUUUGCGUACCCCUUGCUUCUUAAUUGAAUCGUUUCUUCCUCAUCCGUUCAGUGGAGAUCUAAAGAGACGUGCUCAUAGGCUUCCUCAUGGCGUCCGCCACCAAGACUUCCCUUCCCGGUAAUGGAAGCCAUUCUUUAAAACGAGUUUAACAAAGUCAUAACGGGAUUACAUUGCUUCAAG